AUGUGGUUCCUUCCCCCUCUCCCUCUUUGUCACUCGCUUGUGUGUCAUCCGCGCCACUCGCCGAUCAACCGCUGUUGUGCCGUUUCCCUUCUGCCCCUACCCUGCCUCGCUCCCCCUCCUCCCCCCCACCUCCUCUCACCCAUUCUCCCCCAGAUUCCCCUCACUUGUCUUUCAGCCACGCCACCAGUCCGGACCCUUCUUCCCCCCUCCCCCCACCUUUCCGCUUGUCUCCGGCCCCCCAGUUCCCCGGCCUUUCCCCCUUCCUCCCACCUCCUCACUUCCCCCUUCCCACCCCCCCCCUUCUCUCUCACUUGCAAUUCAUCCGCGCCAGUCGGCCCGCCAUUGACUCUCCUUCCCUCCGCCCUUCUUUCCUACUCUCUCGUUCCCUCCAACUCCCCUCAUCCCACCUCCUCCCCCAUCGCCCUCCAUUCCCCGCCCCCUCCCCCCCCACCCACCCCCCCAUCUCCCCCCACAUUCUUCACCAUUUUCCCACCCCCCAUCCCCGCCCUCCUUUCCCCCAUUCCUCCUUUCCCCCUUCCCCAUACCCCCUUCCCCCUUCCCCCUCACUUGUGUUUCAUCCGCGCCAGACGACCCGCCACGGACGUGUCCGUGAACUCCCCUUAG
This is a messenger RNA of Closterium sp. Naga37s-1, 624 nucleotides long. The record is from the annotation of a GenBank genome assembly. NCBI's taxonomy places the organism in Eukaryota, Viridiplantae, Streptophyta, Zygnematophyceae, Desmidiales, Closteriaceae.